Paramecium sonneborni is the source of this 391-nucleotide messenger RNA. Lineage: Eukaryota; Ciliophora; Oligohymenophorea; Peniculida; Parameciidae. The record is from the annotation of a GenBank genome assembly.
AUGGUUGGUUUUUAGAAUGGCAUCAAAAUAAUGUGAUAAAAUUAGAUAAAUUUAAUAGUUUAGUUUAUUCAAAUCUAACAAUCAUAAAAGCUUGUUCUGGAGAUGAAUAAUAUAAAUGCAGAUAAGUAGUUUUCCAGAUUAAUUGAAAUUAGAUUAAUUUGGAGCCAAUUAUACAAGACAAAUGGAAAAUGCAAAUAUGAUGUAAGUUUUAGGAUCAUGUGUUGAAGAUUUAAGUACUGCUAAUGGAAGUUCAGAUUAAUUAAGUUAAGAAGCUUGUCCUAAUCAAAACGAUAUUUUGAAAAUUAAUUAGUAACACUUGUUGAUAGGAUCAUUUAACUGGAUAUACAAAGUAUGUCAUAUAUCAAUGAUGUAACAACUACAAGAAUUGUGA